This is a messenger RNA of Maylandia zebra (zebra mbuna), 1724 nucleotides long. It is a transcript of the gene snx15, whose product is annotated as sorting nexin 15. The record is from RefSeq and is a predicted model, not a curated record. NCBI's taxonomy places the organism in Eukaryota, Metazoa, Chordata, Actinopteri, Cichliformes, Cichlidae. Gene Ontology annotation, molecular function: phosphatidylinositol binding.
UCCACGGAGAGGAGGGGCGAAAGAAUCACAACAGAGCCUUUGACCGUUCGCGUUUUGUGCCGCUAAAACCACAGCGCCGUUUUUCUUUUAUUGACGAGAGCAAAUAUGUCACGGAAACUCAAAGAAGACUAUUAUCGGUUCUUCUCCGUUGCCGACCCACGCACACACGAGAAGGGCCACACCGAGUACAAAGUGACGGCGAGGUUUGUGUCCAAGCGUCACCCAGAAGAUGUGAAGGAGGUGGUUGUGUGGAGGAGGUUCUCAGAGCUGAAGAAGCUCCAUGGGGAGUUGGCCUACACACACAGGAACCUUUUCAGAAGAGAGGAGGAGUUUCCACCUUUUCCCCGAGCACAACUUUUUGGAAGGUUUGAUGGGGCUGUGAUAGAGGAAAGGAGAAAAGCAGCAGAGGCCAUGCUUCAGUUUACUACCAGCAUUCCUGCUCUGUAUAACAGCCCACAGCUGAAGGAGUUCUUCAGAGGUGGUGAGGUAACAAGGCCUCUGGAUGCCACACCUCUCUCUUCUGCGGGGCCUCUGCCUCCUCCUCUCAUCCCCCUCCCCAACCGUAGGGCAUCAGACUGUGAGCCUGCUGAGGAAGAGGAGGGCAGGGAGGCUCCCACCUUGCCCCAGGAUCUGGGCAAUAACCUGAGCUUAGAAGUGGGAGAACCAGAAGUGGCAGCUGAAGCCUACAAUGAGAUCGGAGGAUCUCCAACAGAAGAAGAGCAAGAGGAGCUUAGCGACACAGAGCUGGAUGACCGAGUCCCAUCUCCAUUCACGGACCCCGAAUCAAAAGAGACCCAGGAAGAAUUCGACUCACUGUUUGACUCUGUGGCUGAAGGACUCCCAUCCCCAAAGGAAGAAGUUCCUCCUCCACUAUCUGAUAAUGACUUGGCUGUUUUUGAUCCCUGCUAUAAACAAGAUAGAUCCAAUUCUUCCACCGACCACUCAGAGUUAUUCUCACUACCAUCAAACAGUGUGGACGGAGAGGACGGGGGUUACUUAAACCAAGCUGCCAAGGAGCUGACAGCUGCCAUGGAGAGGGAGAAGGAGGGAGAAAUUAGUUCUGCCAUUUGUGGAUACAGGAUGGCAGUGGAUAUUCUGAUCACUGGAGUACAAGGAGACACUGAUCCAGUACGCAGGGAGUCUGUGAUGCGAAGGACGGCGCAGUACCUGAAGCACGCUGAGAUGUUGGUCGAAAGGCACUCCUCACCCUCUCACACUCACACACCUGCACAUGCAGAGGACCACUAGAUGCACGUUCGUGUAUUGACGCACAAUGUACAAUAUAUGAGAGAAGCUGGAACACAAUGGAGCUCAGGGUCGUGGCAUACACGGGCAUGUCACGCAAAGGCAUACUGACGAAAAGUAGAGAUAAACAGUUUCACGGAUACGUGCACAUACGGACAUUUGGACCGUGGCAUUCCCAAAUACAACCGCAUCCACGUGGAAAUGAAACAACAUGGCACAAACAUACAGACCCACACGUCUGAGGUACACACUACAGUACAAACUGGAUCUUUAGUUGCCUUUGUUUUGAAAAACUUGUGACUCACAAAAUCUACAUAUACAGAAACUGAACGUAGCUGUUAACUUAUUGGAUUAAUGCAUCUCUUCUUCUUUUUGUCUUUCCUUUACAUUGUCCUCUUCUUGAGCACAAUAAUGUAUAAGUGUAUCAGUGAUUUACAUUUUUGCACAAUCUUUUGUUAAUAAAUAUGAUUUUAAUUUAA